Molecule: messenger RNA, 303 nt
Organism: Gymnogyps californianus (California condor)
Lineage: Eukaryota; Metazoa; Chordata; Aves; Accipitriformes; Cathartidae
Gene: CCL20
Product: C-C motif chemokine ligand 20
Exons: 4
Coding region: 1-303 (100 amino acids)
Biological process (GO): positive regulation of GTPase activity; immune response; neutrophil chemotaxis
Cellular component (GO): extracellular region
Molecular function (GO): CCR chemokine receptor binding; chemokine activity
Source: RefSeq, a predicted model, not a curated record
AUGGCCGGCUUUAGCAGCAAGAGCUUGGUCCUGGUUUCCCUGUUGGGGCUCCUGGCGCUGCUCCUGUGCGGCAUCUCUGAAGCACAAAGCAACCAGGAUUGCUGCCUGUCUUACACCAAAGUGCGUCUGCCUCGGUGGGCCCUAAAGGGUUAUACUGAACAGCUCUCCAGUGAAGUCUGCGAUAUCCAUGCCAUCAUUUUCCACACCUACAGUGGGCUGAAUGCCUGUGUAAAUCCUAAGGAAGGCUGGGUGAAGAAGCACCUUCUUUUCCUGAGCCAUAAGCUCAAGAAGAUGUCAAUGUGA